AUACCUCCCUUCCCAAACCAUUUGCGAACACCACCGUGAUGGCGGCGCUUGAAUGCAGCUCCGGAGGGCAGAACACGGGCGAGAAAUUGUUCAGUCAUCUCCUCAUGAGAGCCCGGCACCAGUCAGAGGCAUUCGGGCGAGAGCUGCCGGAGAAGAAAUGGCAGCGAAUGAGCCGUAACGUCGUUGCAGCCAUCGCCGCCCUAAGAAACUCACUCAACCUCAACGUCUCUAACUCUUCGCUCACGCACCUCUUUCCCGGCAGCCACAUCCCUGAGAAACUUCUCUCUGACAUUCGCCGCCAUUUCGAUUCCCUUCCCAAUAGCUACUCUCAAGCGGGAUUUGACAUUAAGGAGGUUUGCCUUCAUCUUGGAUUGGUCAGGCAGGCGGCCGACGAUGGUCAACCUGCCUUUCAGAUCCAGCGGAUCUCAGGUCAGGAUAACGUUUUCAAGAUUGUAUUCGUUUGCAAAUCAGCCUUCUCGUGGCCGACGAUGUCCGGCGCUAUUGGAGGAUCUGUGGUCUGCUUUAAGAAAACCCAAAUCUUUGAGAAAAAGGAGCUUACUCUCGGCGUCGUUACCGUCCUCAUCGAUGCUCGCUGCGAGAAGAAUUUCAAGUAUCGUAUCGAAGCCGCGCUUCGUUCGGCCGCUAAGAAGCAGCGGAACGCCGGCGUCAAGCUUCAUUUUCGCCUCUGUGGCUGCCAGGAAGAAGGCUUGGUGACCAACGAAAAAAAUUCUGUCUUUUCUGCGCCUUCGGAGAUAAACGCCUGCCCCAUUCGCCAGAUUCAUCUCCCAAACCCUCUUCCCGAGAUCAUCUGCUCCGGCGGUGCGGAACUCAGCCGGUGGCUUCUCAGAGCUGAAGAUAUCAAAUUCAUUGAAAGAGCUGGAAUCAAUUCCUUUAUCGGAACGUAUAAAGGGAAGAAGGUGUGGAUCAAGAAGCUGAAACGGUGUGAAAGGGGAAGCGCAUAUGAGAUCGAGAUCCAGCAGAAGUUGAUCGGGCUAAUGAGCUGCGGGCAUAAGAACUUGCUUCAGUUCUGCGGAGUUUGCUUCAAUGAGAGCAAUGAUGGGCUCUGCGUCGUGACUCGGCUAAUGGAGGGAGGAUCUGUCCAUGAUUUGAUACAAAAAAAGAAGGUGCGGGUCGGGGAUAUUAUGAGGAUUGGAUUAGAUGUCUCUGAGGGGCUCUUGUUCAUGAACAACCAUGGAAUGGCUUACAGAGAUCUCAACAGGCAGAGAAUUUUGUUGGAUGAAGAAGGGCGUGCUUGCCUUGGUGACAUGGGCAUUGUUUCUACUUGCAUGAAUCGAAGGCAGGCCACAGAGUAUGAGACUGCUGGAUAUCAGUGGCUAGCUCCAGAGAUAAUAGCUGCUGACCCUGAGAACAAGACUGAGACCUGGAUGAGCAAUGUGUACAGUUUCGGUAUGCUGUUGUGGGAGAUGGUAACUGGAGAAGUAGCAUACUCUUCUUACUCGCCAGUGCAGGCGGCGGUAGGCAUCGCCGCCUACGGAAUGCGGCCGGAGAUCCCGAAGGAUUGUCCUCCGAUUCUGAGGUCGCUUAUGAUAAGGUGUUGGAACAACUUUCCAUCAAAGCGGCCUCAGCUCUCUGAAAUUGUUGCCAUCCUUUCGAAGCAAAAGAUUUCAGUGGGAUAGCUCAUGCUGUAAGCUACCCCGCUGAAAUGACGUGUGACUGUUUCAUAAAAGCAACUUUUUAAUAAAAAAUAUACUAAAAAGCUGCUUUAAGAAUCAGAAAAAAAGCCGUCCCAAAAGAAUCUAAGUUGCUUUGUUCAUAUCGGUGAUCGUCAUCUCUAUCUCCAGUUUCCUUGUCAUGCACAAUAGUUUCAAAUUUGCCUUCCAUUGAU
Messenger RNA from Dendrobium catenatum, 1846 nucleotides. Its product is annotated as serine/threonine-protein kinase STY46. The coding region runs from base 39 to 1637 and encodes 532 amino acids. Gene Ontology annotation, biological process: protein phosphorylation. Gene Ontology annotation, molecular function: ATP binding; protein kinase activity. Lineage: Eukaryota; Viridiplantae; Streptophyta; Magnoliopsida; Asparagales; Orchidaceae. The record is from RefSeq and is a predicted model, not a curated record. The transcript is spliced from 2 exons.